UAGAAAAUUUGUAGAUAGACGUUUUGCAAAACAAUAUUUUUUAUUAUAAAAUGUAAUUUGUUUAAAUUCUUUUAUUAAUAUUUUUAAUACCAUUCAUACUAUCAUACUUUUGUAGACGAGAUCAGUUUUUUUAUAAGGAAUAUUGGAUCAAGUAUCUUUUAUAAACAGCCACGCGUGCCAGCGCGAAACAUAUCUCUACAUUCACUGUUUCCAAUCUUUUCUCUGACGUUCGUAACGCGUCACGAGGACGCAAAGGGAUAUCACAAACGUAUAUAUUACUGCCGCACGGAGACAUUCUACGGAGGCUAUUAUAAAUUCACUAUAGAUGUCAAAGCACACAUUUCUUGUACAUCUAUACAUAUCUACCUACCUAUAUCUACUUAUCUAUCCGCAAUUGACAUGAGAAACAUGUACAAGGUGUUCCAUUUUGAAUGCACGUAAAUAUCUUCGAAACAAUUGAUGAUGUCGAAAAAUAUUUCAGACAAAAUUGAUUCUAGAGGGGGACAUAAUUUGAUGUCAAUUUCUUGAUUCCUGAUUGAAAGAUCUUUUUUUUAACUUUAAAAAGGUACAUAUAUUAUUAAUACGCGCAUUCAAUUAAGGUAUUCAAAAAUAUACAGUCCCAUAUAAGUGAAAAUCAUAAAUAAGAUUUGAUUUUUGCUCCUAAAGAAAAAUCUUUGACAUCAGAUUAUGUCCUCGAAAUCAUUCAAUUUUUAUUUAAACAUUGUUGCAUUAUCAUCAAUAUAUAAGUAAAAAUAUAUUCCCGUGUACUAUUUGAAAUGGGACAUCCUGUAUACAAGUAUCUCUCUACACCCACUCUCUCUCUCUCUUUCUGUCCUCCCUCUCUGCCCUCCUCCAUACACUGCUGGUAAUGCGUCACAGCGACGCCCGCGUCGCGUCGCGUCGCCUCGCGUCGCCUCGCGCGUGCUCCCUUCAACCCCCAGAGAAGUCGCAGCCAUUGUCAGAAGGUCGGUCGGUCAGCUCGAUUCCUCGCGAAACGCGCCUCCGUUGUGCGCGUAACACACCCUUUCGUCACGCGAGUACCUUGAGCGAAGAGCGAAUAACCGAGCGAGCGGGAUAGACUGACAGAUAGACGAAGGUGAAGGAGAAGAAAGAAGGGAAAAGCGCGAAAUGUGAGAGACCAAUUGUUCGUUGACGCGAUGAAACGCAAACAUCCGCUCGACGCUGAUUCCGCGCGAGCAGCACCAGCAUCAGUCCUAGUAUCAGCCAACAUCGUCGUCAGCUCCGCCUCCGCUUCUGUUGCCGCCGUCGCUGCCGUUGCUGCUACCGCGUUGCUGCAACCUCUUGCCGUCACGACCACGAGCAUGAAGAUUCCGCCUCUCUCAUGACCCAGCAUCGUGUGAGCGCACAUGUGGACGAGGAUAAAUCACCUUAGCGAGAGGGAUGUCUGAGAGCGACGGAGAGCAUGCAGCUCGCUCGGUGGCCUUAGAGCAAGCCUACGUUCACGAAGUAUACGAGCAAUGUGCCGAGAAGACCACGCAGAGUAAACACUGGCCACGAGUAUAUCAGUUUCUUCAGGAACUUGAACCGGGUGCUCUCGUCUGCGACAUCGGUUGCGGCAACGGCAAAUAUCUCAGCGUAAAUCAUAGCAUCUUUAAGAUAGGUGUGGACCGAUGCAAGCGCUUCACGAACAUCGCGCGCGAGAAGGAAAACGAGGUUCUGAUCUGCGAUAAUUUGGCUCUACCAUUUCGAGAAGAGAGCUUUGAUGCGGUGCUGUCAAUCGCCGUGGUGCAUCACUUUGCCACCACGGAGAGGAGAGUACACGCGUUGAAGGAGUUGGCGCGGAUUCUCAGGAUCGGAGGUCGACUCGUUAUAUCCGUUUGGGCUAUGGAACAAAAGCAUAGAAAGUUUGAAUCGCAAGAUGUUUUAAUACCUUGGCCCAAAUCAUAUUGUAUGAGCGCAGCAUCAGAUGAAACAAAGCACUCGGGCGUAUCAGACGGUAACGAGAAGCGAGAUGACAUCACUCAGAAAUAUCCAUCAUCCUCUAAAAGAGAUAGCCAACAAAAAUGUAAAAGCAAGAGUUAUUGGAUCGAUCCGAUAUUCAGUUUGUCACCAUCCACUAGCAGUCUCUCUAGCCCAAAUGAAACUUGCUAUAGCUGUUUUCGGCGAGCGUUACAGAAAUUAGCGAGAAGUAGACGCGGAGGCGGCAGUCGUGCAUGGUUUUCCGGAAGCUGGCAAAGCGGUACUAAGAAUCGACGGCACUGCGAUCCUGAUGAGAUGACCGAUGUAGACGAACUGCCAAUUGAACUGCGUCGUGUGGAAACUACGCAUACGUUAACGAUGAUGAACAAGCGCUCCACGGAUACGUUGAACAUAAAGUCCAAGAGUCUAGGUGACAUCUUAGAGAUCGAACGACUCGAUCUGGUGCGCUCCCGAUCUAGUAUUCCGGGUUUUUGCUCCACGUCGGAGCUGAUUCUAGAUGAACGAUCGGUUUCAUCAUCGUCGAGCGGUUCGAAACCGCGAUUAGUGAAACAGAAAUUGUGUGUGGAGGAGACCGGUUUGGAGAAUCCCGAAGACACUGCCAUUGAAAAUCUAAUCAAGGACCUUCCGGACUUCUCCUGCCAACCGAUGCGUAAACGUAAUGUACCAUUGAAGCAGAACUCGAUGAACGAGGAACUAAUGUCAGCGGAACGAUUGGAGGAGAAAGAGCGAGUACGCCGAAACAUCAUGAAACAGGCGUCACUAAAUGAGGAACUAAUCUGUAAAUGGCGAACGUUUGAGGCGUUCAAGGAAUCGAUUAGUCCAGUGAGUGCCAGUCGGCGCUUCCAAUUGCUGAAGAACGGACUCACCAGCAAGAUCAAACGUUCCACCACGAACAUCGAAAAAGUCUCCAGUAUAUCCAUCAAAAACGGUUUCGUCCGGAUGCUACAAGGUUGGAAAUCCUGCGAGAAUGAAUCGGUGUCUACCGCGACAGCGGAAGUAAUGACAAAGCCCAAACCGGCGGACAAUAAGGUACAAUCAGUUGCAUUGAUGAAACGUAGUAUUGAGGUCGUUGAACGUCGUCUUUCACGCGAGGACGGUUCGGAUUCAUCCAAAGACAGCAGUUUGCAGAGUGACACUAGCGUCGACUCCGAGGAUAGUUUUGCAUCAGUGAUUUUUAUUCCGAAGCAAGAUAUUCCUAUCCCGGCACCCCCAGCAUCCUCGUCGGUCAAUGAAGUACCUUCCGCGCCGCGACCAGCGGCACUGCAACUCGACACGACAUCGGCUCCAUCAUCGCCGCGUGUCAAGCAGCCACUGGACAAUAGUCAGUCCUCUAGAUUCAAACUGAUGGAUAUGUCAUCUUUGUUGAAGCAGCAAUCGGCUGUCACAAAUACAGAUACGAAUACAAAUACGAAUGCGCAUCUCAGUGACGCAAUCAAGUCCAGUGCAUCGACUGUCAUCUGCAAGGAAACAUCCGAUAAGAUUUUACAGACGCCAAGAGAACACCAUCUGAUGUCGGAACCAGCGGAGGAGCCUGAUGUGGAAAAAGACACCGCACCGCUGAUACGUGCCUUCAACGACGUCAAAAUGGCUAGUCGUGAGCCGAUUAUAAACGAGGAUGAUAACCGAAAGGCUAGGUUAAACCAAAUCAAGGAACUGCUCAUAGCGAAGCCGGGUUUUGCGACUCGCGCUAGACCGUCAUUUCCGUUAGUCAGACGCGCCUCCACAGCGGCUUCAGGUCGUUUGGAGACCGUCACAAGAAUUUUACCGCGUUUACUAUCUCUGGAGUUGUUUAAUCCAGAGACAGAUGAUCUGGAUAGCGAUUCUAGCGGCGUUUCGUCACCGGAAUCGGUUGGCUCGGUGAUCAGCGUCACAUCAGAUGAAAGAUAUCUCGCGAGAAAGGAAGAAGAGAAGAAGAACAAUGCGCAGAUGAAUGAAGGAGUUUCCAAGUCAAACGAAGAUAAUGUAUCAAAGAAUACGAAAGAACCAGAAACUAUACAUGAAGACGAAUCAUUGAGUAUAGAAACCACAGCAUCAUUCGAGGAGUCUAAUACAUCUCUGGAUCCUCCGCACGACGAUACGCCUGCGGAUUUCAAUGAUGACAUGCUAUUUUCAGAAACCGACAGGAUGCAUGAUUCUAUCCAAGAUAAUUUACGAGCUGAUACAAUCCGCUCCGCGUCGCGCCUACUUUUGGAAAGCGGAAAAUCCAUCUCCUCGCAAUCUAUGAAGCUCCUCGAGGCCGCUGCUAACGUGGCGAGUUCGCUGGAGAAUGCUGUAGAGACGGCGAUUCAACGCAACACUCAAGUGGAACAAUUCUCACAAUUAUCGCAAGUUGCACAACAACGGAAUAACAAUGGCGUCUGGUCGCAAUCGAGCGUGCGAACGCGAGCAUACUUGAAGCAAGAUCGUAAAUCCGCUUCAGUGGAUUUAGAUAGCUAUGCCGACGAAUCGAGUAGCAAUCUCAUGCAAGACAUUAGUCGGUAUUGUCAGAACUCGUCAUUCGAUCUCUUGUGCCAGACGUCGAAAACUUCAUCAUCGUCAUUGGACAAUAAGUUGGACACGGAAUCGGAUGCCACGGCCUGGGAUGGAUGCAAUCAAGUGCCCAAGGAGACCUCAUGGAUCGUAAACAAAGCGUACGAUAGGAGUGGAUAUGAAAAGUUUACCAAGGUGAUCCAAUCCAAAUUGACACCAAAAUCCAAAUCCCUCUGUGAGGACCAUGCCGUCGUAUUUGAAUCCGAAUUCGACCAUAAAUUUAAAUGCGAUUCCAAAUAUAAACUUAAAUUGGAAGCCAAGUCCGAACCUAGAGUUAUGUCUAAAUAUGACGAACCGUUCAAAUUCGACCUCGCAUCCGAAGAGAAUUCAAAAAUUAAAUUCGACCUCGUAUCAACAGUUAAUCCUGUAUCCAAUAGUAAUUUCACAGGCGAUAACAAAAAAACAUUUAUAAAUCCUAAAGAUUUAGAGCUUAAUUCUGAAAGCACGUUUAACUUUCAAUCUGGAGCGGAUCCUAAACGGUCCAAUGUCAACCAGGAGCGAUAUGGCUCUCCUAACACUUCGCCGCUGUUGCGCAGCAGUUCGGACGAUAUGUUGGAUUUUGUGAUGGUGUCGAAGACAGGCGAGUUCGAGUGCGAGGACGCAACAGAGGAUUCGAGGACGGCUGAGAAGUGGCGUUCUUCCCAGGACGGACUAUCGAUAGACUCGAGCUAUGUGGGUGAUUCUAUAAUGGAGAACACUACAAGCCCGAGCGACGGUAGCCAAGAGGAGUCAACGGCGAGGCUAUUCACCGGCAGUACAGUAUCGUUAGCAUCGAAUCCGAACAACGUGGAGAAUAACCGUCGAUGCUCGGUGGAACGACGAAGAUUGCAAGAACGCGGUCGAUCGUUGGACGAGAUGUCAAGCCAGACGAAGAGACGAGACGCCGCGGAUUGUCUGGUCAGCACAAACAGGACCACCGACUCCAUUAGCAAUGCCUCGUCUCAGGAGUCAUUAUCUUCGGACCGCGGUGGCGGCUCGAUCACUUAUCAUCAGUACUACCACGUCUUUCGUGAGGGCGAGCUAGAUCAGCUGAUCAACAAAUAUGUCGAAAAUCUGCAUAUCAUCUCGUCGUAUUACGAUCAUGCCAGUUGGUGCGUUGUCGCGGAGAAAGUGCAGGUUUGGACUAUAUGACUUCGGAUACGGAUCAUCAAAUGAAGGACCAGCGGCUGCCGCGACGCGCAAAGUUGUACCGGGUGUCUCGAUAGGAGAUGUCAACCAGAAGGGAUCAACUAGGUUCAAUCUUAUGAAAAUUUACACUCGCUUAGUUUCACCUUCUUCUGUUGUAAAAAUAAUUUCUGAUCUCUAAAACAAAAAGAAAAAACAAAAAAAAAAAAACAAAAAAACGGAGCUUGCAGGGACUUAGGAAACUGGAUAUAUAAUUCUUGAAUUAUUUAUUUUCAUGAUUCACAUCUUUUAGCCUUUAUAUUACAGAGACGGAUUGGGGAGAACUCUUACUUUUGAGACAAAAGUACUAAUCCCUCUUUUUGGGACACACAGUACACUCCAAUGGAUAGCCGAAUUAUUACGGUUAAUUGUUAAAAAUUGCGCUUCGAGUACCAGAUGAAUGACUAAAUCCGCGGAUCUAAGUGUCCAAGAAUCCAAUCUCAAAAACUUAGGGGUCCAAGAAUCCAAGGAUUUGAAGGCUCAAGGAUUUCAUAAUAAUAUCAAUAUCCAAGAUAUAAAAUAAUUCACGAGUUGACUUUCUAACGAUCUGUUCUGGAAAACUGCAAUGAUCUAUAUCGCUAUUGAAAUAUCACUUUACGCUCGUUAAACAUUCCUUGUCUCAUAAACAUGUUUGUCUCAUCGUGAAGAGAUUUCUCUGUCCGUGACGUCGCUGAAGUAAUGCGCGACGCAAUAAUAUAGUUAUUUGAACUAUCGAAAACGAUGAUAUAAGUAACGAACCAGCAAUUAAAAAAUAUCAUGAAAUAUCCAAAGAUAAGGGAACAUUUUGAUAAUAUAAAUGGCCGUAAUAUCUUUUUUAAUUCUUGUUAUUAAUUAUUGCAAUAAUCCUUCAUUUUUCAUGUUUGAUUUGUUUAACUUUAUUUUUGCUUCAGUGACGUUUAGGACUGUUUAUCUCAUUUUGGAUUUGCACAUUUCGGAACAACGAUUGCAGAAAGCACAACCCUUCGAGAAGAAAAAGAUAAGGGAUGGUAAAUAAUAAAAAGAGAAAAAAGAACAGGGCGGGAAAGAGAAAAAGUACUAUAUAUGCUCAAGAUAUUUGUAUUCUCGAAGGGUGGUGCGAUCUGAAUAUACAUGCGUUUAGUAAAGCGUAAAAUUCAGAAACGACAACUGGCUCCCGGCUAUGGAGCGUAUUUUCUAUAGCUUCUUGAGGAACGGACAAUAUUCGAACGCUUGAACGUAGAUAUACCUCAAUAAUGCGCGAACAUUCCACUUCCAAAAAUAUAUAUAUAUAUAUUUACAUAUACACAUAAACACACAGGUAUUAGGGUGUCCCUUAAUUGUGCUUUGUUCACUGAUUCGUGUUUAAGAUUAACAUUAAACUCAACAUAUAUAAAUAACUAAGAAAAUACAGAAUAAUGUUUCAAAUUUAUAUCACAUAACAGAAAGGAAAAGCUAAAAAAGAAUACAUAUACAUAUUUGUUACAUGAUUGAUAGGCAAGUAAAAGACAUCCUAAUACAUAUAUAAACACACGACAUACGUACAUACAUAUAAUACA
Cataglyphis hispanica is the source of this 7148-nucleotide messenger RNA. RefSeq lists its product as uncharacterized. Bases 1402 to 5601 code for a protein of 1399 amino acids. Gene Ontology annotation, molecular function: tRNA binding; S-adenosylmethionine-dependent methyltransferase activity. Lineage: Eukaryota; Metazoa; Arthropoda; Insecta; Hymenoptera; Formicidae. The transcript has 7 exons. Gene Ontology annotation, cellular component: cytoplasm; nucleus. The record is from RefSeq and is a predicted model, not a curated record. Gene Ontology annotation, biological process: tRNA wobble uridine modification.